Molecule: messenger RNA, 1021 nt
Organism: Phytophthora nicotianae INRA-310
Lineage: Eukaryota; Oomycota; Peronosporomycetes; Peronosporales; Peronosporaceae
Exons: 2
Coding region: 44-1021 (325 amino acids)
Source: RefSeq, a predicted model, not a curated record
CACCGCGUAACACAGCCUCUGUCAUCGUGAAGCCAUCGCGAUCAUGCUGGAGCUGUCACCAGAAGACCGAGAGCAUUGUCAAGAUGUCACCACCCAGUUACUCGACCGAACUCUGUUUGAAUGCGAGGAGCUUGACUUGGACACUAGCAGCUCCAAUUGCCACGCGCGCCUCGACAACAAACGAUGGAAGAAGCUCCAGUCCCACCCAAACGUGACGUUGUACGCCGACCGACGUCCUAAUGCCGCGUGGCUUCCUGUGAUGCAUCGCGAGGACUGGGAACAUCCGAUCUCGGUAGUAUCCAUUGGAGAGAUGAACUGCUCAGUAGAUGAUGUACUACUCGCUUUGGUUACGCCGGACGUUGCUACACAACGGAUGAGAAGCGUGUUAAGAGGUCGACGCCCAGAGGUUAACUGUCGACACGAUCCGAUAGUAGUACCCACCCAGGAAUCUCCGUUUCAGAAUCUCGUAGUGUCUCGAUCCGUGUACUCCCAGAAUUGGCCGUUUACAAUGUUUGUCGGUCCUCGUGAGACGGUUCUCGCCUGUGCUACAGGGAAAAUCACAUCUGCAAGCGGGAACCGCUGCGGCUACGAAAUGGUUCAGUCGGUCGCGUUGCGCUACACGUAUGCUCAAUCUUCCUCAUUGCCGCGAUCACAAAUGAUUCAAGCUCGAGUCUUCUGGGAGAAACCUGACGGAUCCGUGAUCAUGUACAACAAAUUUGUCAUUGAUGCGAAAAACCGCCUCCCAGAUUCUGUCAAACUCGGAACUGUGUGUCGAGCGGUCAUGGAUUUCUGGAAGUUCAUUCCACGUGCCAUUGAUCUGAAAAAGUUACGCUGGUGUAUGAAAAACCAAAAGUCUUUGGCUCAUGACUUGCAGCGCUCCUCUCAGUUACUUGGCUGUGCUGGAUGUGGUGUCAUUACUCAAAAAUCGCAAAGUGCAAACACUGGAGGAUCAGAAAACCGCACGCCUGGAAAACAGUGCGAGCUCUGCACAGUGAAACAAAAAUGUACGAACAAACCCUAA